Betta splendens (Siamese fighting fish) is the source of this 2220-nucleotide messenger RNA. It is a transcript of the gene tmem106ba, whose product is annotated as transmembrane protein 106Ba. The coding region runs from base 5 to 958 and encodes 317 amino acids. NCBI's taxonomy places the organism in Eukaryota, Metazoa, Chordata, Actinopteri, Anabantiformes, Osphronemidae. The transcript is spliced from 8 exons. The record is from RefSeq and is a predicted model, not a curated record.
CCGGAUGGUGGAAGCUGCUCGUCAACAGGGCUCUGACCAAUCAGCGCGGGCGUGGGCGUGUCCACCGCCUGCAUUCCUCUCUGGCGUUGGACCCAUAACAAAACGGCGAAGGCACCACGAAUGGCAAACAAGUCCGAAUAAAAGACAACGAGCUCCCGAGACAAUUGCAGCUAUGGGCAAGUCCCAGUCACACUUGGCCAAGCACAAAGACGAAAGUCAGGAUGCUCUGACGGCUGCAGGCGAGUACAGAGACGGUCAGACGGAGGAGGAUGGAAAGAAUGGAGACGUAUCUCAGUUCCCCUACGUGGAGUUUACCGGACGCGACAGCGUAACGUGCCCCACGUGUCAGGGCACCGGCAGAAUCCCCCGAGGUCAAGAAAAUCAGCUUGUAGCUCUGAUUCCAUACAGUGAUCAAAGGCUCCGGCCAAGCAGGACAAAGCUGUAUGUCACAAUAUCAGUUGCCCUUUGUCUGCUGCUGUGUGGCCUGGCAGUUUUCUUCUUAUUCCCUCGCUCCAUUGAUGUCUCCUAUGUGGGAGUGAAGUCUGCUUAUGUCUCCUAUGACCAGGAAAAACGAAUUGUCUAUCUCAACAUUACAAGCACUCUGAACAUCACUAAUAACAACUACUACACGAUAUCCGUGACUAAUAUCACAGCACAAGUGCAAUUCUCCAAGACGGUGAUAGGAAAGGCCAAGUUAAGCAACAGCACAGUGAUCAUACCUCUGGAUGAACAGCAGAUCGAUUACACCGUUCCCACCAUCAUUGCUGAUGAGAUGAGUUACAUGUUUGACUAUUGCACCUUGCCAACUAUUAAAGUCCACAACAUAGUGGUCAUGAUGCAGGUGACGGUGACAACAUCGUACUUUGGCCACGCCGAGCAGGUCUCCCAGGAGAUGUACCAGUAUGUGGACUGUGGGGGGAACACUACCUCCUUGCAUGGGCACGUGCAGGUCUACUAACAUGGCAAGAAAAGCACCCUACGCAUCCAAUACAGCUCGGACAGGUUGUCAGAGAGGUUUGCACGUUGGACGGAUUUUCUCAGUGACAAAAAAUGGUGGACAUGGACAUUACAUUCAUUAAAUUAGUCACAGAGGCUUAUUCAUUCUUACAUCCCAAACUGAGGAGAUAAACUUACCUGCUACAGCCAGAAUUUCAGGGGGGUUUCCUCAAAAACUAGUUUUCCAAUAAAAGAGAGCCAAUUUAAUAUUCCCAUGCAAUAAAAGCAUUUGCAUUAUGUUUACAUCAUUCAUCAGCAUCUAAAUUACUGGAAGCUCUAGUUUCAGACACAAUGCACUUUAGCGUAAUUUUUAUUUAAAUAAAUAAUUUAUGGGUUCAAUAACAAAGCUGCAGCUGCUACUGGGCCCUCCUAAAGCUCUUAAUAAAUGACUACAAGCUAACUUGGAGAGGUGCAUGAAUUUGACACAGUGAAAACUACUGAGCAGUUCCUAACCACUUUACUCUGCCCUGUUUACAUUCUUUCCUACAGCAGCCCUACGGUACACUCUUCAGUUGCAUUAAGCACACACCUCAAUAUUGUAUAGAGUAAAAUGGAUAAUGUGUUAUGUUUAUUUGUUUGUCUUUGGUUUGUUUGGAUUUGAGUUCUCUAUUUUCUAGAGUUAAAAUUUACUUAUCCCACUCACUUAUUAUUUAAUAGCAGUUGUGAUUAUAAUAAAGACUUCCAUUAACAUUAUUUUAAUGAAUAAUUAAACCUAUUUGUCAUUUAUUUUAGUUUAAUAGCAAAAGCCAGAGCAUUACAGUGGGUCAUGAAGUAUAGGAAUGUGUAAUAUUAAUGUGUAAUUUUCUUUAAAACACAUUUCAUUAGGAGUAAUAUCUGGUGUGGAAUUAACUCUUUCCUACUUAAGCUAGCUUGUCCUAUUUUUGUGCACUAUUGCCUCAUCACUAUUUUAAUCCACUCAAUUUGUAUUGUUAUCAUGUAUUGUGAGUUCACUGCUGUUUUUGAGGUUUAAAAUGAUUGACUCGUUUUACUUUAUUCCAUUUUGGAUCGGUUUAUUGUUAGGGAGUUAAUAUGAUGAAUAUUUGAUAAAAUUUUACAGAAUGACUUGUGAUAAGAAGACUCAAUAAAUUUAUUAUUUAAAGUUGACUUGAAGAAAAUGAAAAUAUAACUCUAAGUCAAACCUUGGUUUACUGUGUGAAUACCGUACUGUUACUGCCUAACACAUUUUCGUGCAUGACGCUGAAAAUAAACUCAUCACAUUUUGAA